Lachancea dasiensis is the source of this 1476-nucleotide messenger RNA. The record is from the annotation of a GenBank genome assembly. NCBI's taxonomy places the organism in Eukaryota, Fungi, Ascomycota, Saccharomycetes, Saccharomycetales, Saccharomycetaceae.
AUGACUCUUAAAGUCUCCAAACUCGCGCUGUUAGCGCUCGUUUCAUUCAAAAUGAAGUUAGCCCGUUGCUCCGUUAAUCCGAUUGAAAUCGUCGACCAGCACUUUUACGAUGCUGUAACUCAUGAGCCGUUUUUCAUCAAAGGAGUUGACUACCAGCCCGGUGGGUCUUCUGGCUUAAAUGGUGAACGGGAUCCGCUUUCAGAUGCAGAGGUUUGUGCCAGGGACAUUGUGCUUUUUCAAAGACUUGGUAUCAACACAAUACGAGUGUACUCAAUCAGCCCAGACUUAGAUCACGAUGCUUGCAUGACGAUGAUGGCGGCAGCGGGAAUCUACUUACUCCUCGAUGUAAAUUCACCUAUGCCAGACCAGCACUUGAAUAGGUACGAGCCUUGGACGUCAUACAAUCACAACUACUUGCGACACAUCUUCAAAGUGAUCGAAGAGUUUGGUCACUAUAAUAAUACAUUAGGCUUUUUUGCUGGAAAUGAAGUCAUUAAUGAUGAACUUUCAGCUAAAGAAGCACCUGCCUUUGUAAGGGCUGUGGUUAAUGACAUGAAAGACUAUAUUAGGGCAAAAUCUCCCAGAUCGAUUCCUGUUGGAUACUCGGCUGCGGACGAUCUAAGAUAUCGAAUUCCGUUAUCACAGUACCUAGAGUGCAGUGACGAAGAUCGUCCAAACUCAAGCAUUGACUUUUACGGAGUCAACUCUUACCAGUGGUGUGGCCAGCAAACAUUUCAAACAUCGGGUUACGAUCAACUAGUAUCAGCAUAUAAAGAAUACACCAAGCCUGUUUUCUUUUCUGAGUUUGGUUGCAAUAUUAUCAGCCCUCGGUCGUUUGAAGAAGUUGAGGCGCUUUACUCCGAAGAGAUGAUCAACACGUUUAGUGGAGGACUUGUUUAUGAGUUUACUCAGGAACCAAACAAUUAUGGCCUCGUCAAGAUCGACAAUGAUGGUAAUGCUCACUUACUUGACGAUUUUGUUGUCCUGCAAAGCCGCUACUCUGCAGUUGAGAGCAACGAAUUCCAAAUGAUACGCCAGAAUGCAAUAAAUCCGAUGGCCGCUGCUCCAUUGCCCUCUUGUCAAAACGAAUACGAAAACCUUGAGACUGAUGCCACCGUGCCCAGAAAUCUUGCUGAAGAUUUGAUCAGAGGUGGGGUUGAUCAAAAAAGAGGAAGCUUUACGGCCCUCCACGAAAACGACCUGAUUUCUAGUUACAAAAUUCACGAUAGCCAUGGUCAAUUAGUAAAAGGACCGUCUAAGGUCAAAAUUGUCAAUGAAAUUGAAGUCACACCAGAGGGAAACAGUAACGGAAAUCAUUCAGAAGACUUGGACUCAGACUCGGACGGCUCUCAUAAUGAUGAAAAUAAAGAAAAGACUAAGGAACGUAACAACGCAGCUCCUUUACCAGCGCGUCCUGCUAGCGUCCUCUGGAUUGUAUGGGUGCUCUUUAUUUUUGGACGGCUAUGCGAUUUGUGA